AAUGGCCAAAUGGCAAACGCUAAGGCGAGAGUGGCGAUAAAACGGGAGGAAGAAGAAAGCGGUCGGGGAGAGAAACAAUAAUGGCGAGAACUUGGAGGACCCGCCAUGGCCAACGAGUUUUGAGUUUUUUGUUUAAAGCAUAAGCACACUACAUUCUUCGGCCUCUCACAGUCCUUCACCUCCGUUCAACACCAAACAAAGUCACCCAAAUAAGUAAACAGGGCGGCUCUCUCUCUCUCUCUCUCUUGCUCUCCCUUUUCAAAAAGCGAACCAGCUACUUUUUCCAUUCUCUCUCUCUCUCUAGAGCUUAAUUAAUGUUAUUCCGUUUUUCUGAGGAGCUACCGCGUAUCUGAUCCGAGAAUCGGAGACCAGAAAAUCCCCCCCACUUGUUUGAUUUCUUGACGCAGUUUUUUUCAGUCGUCUAGUAGCCGCCUUGAAAAUGACAAGGAUAAGCCGUACUUAUAGUGACACAAUGCAAAGAGAGGGUGUCUCAGCUGUAUCAGCUGAUGUGAUAUUUGCUUCUAGUCGGUUUCCAAAUUACAAGAUUGGAGCUAACAAUCAGAUUGUGGAGGCUAAAGAUGAUCCCAAAGUAAUAUCAAUGAAGGAGGUAAUCGCUCGUGAGACUGCCCAGCUGUUGGAACAGCAGAAACGCCUCUCAGUUCGAGAUUUGGCCAGUAAAUUUGAGAGGGGUUUGGCUGCUGCUGCUAAGUUGUCAGAAGAGGCUAGACUAAGAGAGGCAGCUUCACUGGAAAAACAUGUUCUAUUGAAGAAGCUUAGGGAUGCAUUGGAAGCAUUAAGAGGACGUGUUGCUGGAAGGAACAAGGAUGAUGUAGAGGAAGCAAUUGCAAUGGUGGAGGCCUUAGCAGUUCAACUUACUCAGCGGGAAGGGGAAUUAAUACAAGAAAAGGCUGAAGUGAAGAAGCUAGCUAAUUUUCUCAAGCAGGCAUCAGAAGAUGCUAAGAAACUUGUCGAUGAGGAAAGAGCUUUUGCACGUGCAGAAAUUGAAAAUGCAAGAGAAGCAGUUCAGAGAGUGGAAGAAGCUCUUCAAGAACAUGAACGAAUGUCUCGGGCAGCUGGGAAGCAGGACCUGGAAGAACUAAUGAAGGAGGUUCAAGAGGCUAGAAGGAUCAAAAUGCUCCACCAACCAAGCAAGGUUAUGGACAUGGAACAUGAGCUUCAGGCAUUGAGACUGCAACUUGCCGAGAAGUCGAAGUAUUCUAUACUACUUCAAAAAGAACUUGCAAUAAGCAAGAAGGCAAUGGGAGACAGCUCCAGCCUUUAUGAGAUAGAUGGCACCGAAUCCUUGGGUUCUUAUCUCCAUAUCCAACCUUGCUGUGAUAUUGCUCCAGACCUUUCAAAAUGCUCUAUUCAUUGGUACCGCAUAGCAUCUGAAGGUGGCAAGAAAGAACUUAUUUCAGGAGCUACAAAAUCAGUUUAUGCUCCAGAGCCUUUUGAUGUUGGGAAAAUCUUGCAAGCUGAAAUUAGUUUAGAUGGCCAGAGUAUCACUUUGACAACCACUGGCCCUAUUGAUCCAGCUGCUGGUCUGGGAAGCUAUGUUGAAGCACUGGUGCGGAAGCACGACGUUGAAUUUAAUGUAGUUCUUACCCAGGCGAAUGGAGUAAAUCAUCCAUCGGAGUUGAUACAUGUGCUCCAUGUUGGAAAAAUGCGGAUAAAGCUCUGCAAGGGAAAGAACACAAUAGCUAAAGAAUAUUAUUCUUCCUCAAUGCAGUUAUGUGGAGUUCGAGGAGGUGGCAACGCUGCAGCUCAAGCAUUGUUUUGGCAAGCCAAGAAAGAUCUUUCCUUCAUCUUAGCUUUUGAAUCUGAGAGAGACAGGAAUGCGGCCAUAAUGCUAGCCAGGAGGUUUGCCUUCGAUUGCAAUAUCAUUCUUGCUGGACCCGACGACCGAGCUCCAUCAGGAAACUGAUGAACCUUUGUAGAUCUCCCCUAAAUGUAAAUUAUCCUUAGCUCCCUUUAUUCACCAUUUAAUAGUUGAAUAUGGCAUUAUGAACUGUUAUAUUGGGUUCCCUAUUUGUUUGUGGUGCUUCUGUUUUCUCCACACCUUUUUUUCCUUCCUAACAUUAAGGCAUAUUUUUUUUUACUGUUUGCCUUUUUGGUUCAGAGUCCUAACAAAGCUGUCCCCUUUAUGAUUGAAUUUGUGGUUGUGUUUCAUCCAACCAAUAGAUGUAAAAUGGAAUCUUCUGAGUA
Messenger RNA from Momordica charantia (bitter melon), 2205 nucleotides. The record is from RefSeq and is a predicted model, not a curated record. NCBI's taxonomy places the organism in Eukaryota, Viridiplantae, Streptophyta, Magnoliopsida, Cucurbitales, Cucurbitaceae.